CGAAGACCCGCUAACAUCAGUCGCGCUCCGGCAGCGGCGCGAGUGGAUCGGUCUGGGUUACCCAGUCGGGGCGGCCUACUACGUCGAAGGGGGCCACUCGGACCAAAAGGGCGCUUCUUCGGCGUGCCGCGGAAGUUUGAGGAACGCGCUCUCUGCUACUGCUUCGCCAAGUAUGUACGAAACUUCGCCGCAAGACGCGACGGCUUGUGCCGUCUCCGUGGCCUGCUCGCUGAGUGGGGCGUGAAGAUUUCGAAGGAAGCUUGUAUGCGUCCGUCUGUCCAGCGAGAGAAACGCAGCUGGCUUGGAAAGAUAAAGCUGCCUGGAACACUACUGUGGGCGUCGGCUACAUUUCUCCAAGAGAGACGUGCUUUUACUGCAGUGUGAUAGAGAGGACGUGGCGAGGCGACGAGUUGAGUACUUCCUAAAGUUUCCGAAGGAGGCUCGCCGCUGUCUUUACUUGUGACGGAGUUCAAGCUGAGUGCGUGCUUGAGAGAUCGGGAAGCUUGCUUCGGUACUGCAUGCAAAUAUGACACUUUACCAAAUGACGCCAAUUCUCUCUUUCAUUCGAUCACAAAACAAACAGAAUACCUCGGCGAAGUCCGCAAGAUAGAAGUUCGAAGCUUUUAUGCAGAUUACAAAAGCUAAUUGCCGCUGUGUUUGUGCCCCUGUACCUGUGUGUGCCGAAAGACGGUGCCUGUAACUGAAGUAAGCGUGAUCUUUUACGACUAGUGGUCUUCAUAACCGUGGCUGCUGACAACGUUUUCCUUUGUCGAUUUCUUUGCUUUUUGUGUCUUUCUGCAAACCACGUCUCGUGUUCUGAUCAGCGCGAAUUUCUUCCUCUAUUUUAUAUUAAAAGAAAAAUAUUGCCGGCGAACUAUGGAACGGCACUCCUUCUCGCUAGAGUAGUGUGCUUGUGUGUUACGCAUCUUUCUUCAGCAGCAAGACAGUUCGUUGUCUGAGGCUGGCGUGUGCUGAUUAUUUCGCGGAAUGUAGUGUGGUGAGAGUCGUUUGGGCGACAGUGAAGUAUUGAAGGUGCACGCGACUCCCAAAAUUAUGUGCAUGGCUAUGCUGUUCGUUUAAGUUUAAUGUACUUAGCAGCGAUAGAAACAGUAAGCUGAGCUGCGAAGAAUACGUCUUGCUUAGAUACGCACAAGACGUUUACCAGCAUCGCAAAAAACGGAAGUUGAUUGGCUUGAAGAAAACGUGAACACAAUAUUCGCACGAUUGCAAGAUAUUUGGUUGCGUGCUUGUAAUUUUCAUCAGGUUACUUUUUUAUGCGCUCAUUGUACGUUCAACCGUGAUUCGAAUCCUCCUGACGCUUCUGGCUGAAACUGGCUGAGCGAAUUUUGCCGGCAAAGCUUCGUGCCAAACUCGAACAUAGUACCAAUGCACCCCUUCAACGUUCGGACCAGAAAAUUGAAGCUGAUAAUGACUUGUAGUCGAUGCGGCACUUCAACUAGGUAUAUUCUGCACAAGUACAAUUGAUUACGGCUAUUAACUAUUUCCAUAUGCAAACUACAUUAGUGCUAGCACACUCAACAGUGAAGGCGGUUGUCAUGCGUUCAUUAUAAUGUAAUGUAGAUGUUUCCGUAUAGCAGAGGCGUUAAUAUUUAUUGCUCUUGGUUCGACCCACCAGGGUCUAAACGGUGCGCUGACUCUGAAUUGACCAAUUCUCUUUCUGAACCACUUCAUAAGGAAGGAAGUUUGAUCUGAUUGAAGGGUACUUUUAGUGAUUAUUCACAACAAAAUUUUCAGGUAAUAUGCACACUGAAAUUAUUAGUCUUGCAACAUCAGCGUAUACACCGGCUUUCUAUGUGCUAAGUCGGCUAUCUUCAUAAGCUGUCAAUCUAUUCCGUGCUAUAAUUACCGUGAACCUUAGUCAGGCUACAGAUUAUAAUCUUGCUUGCUGGCUCUGUACAGGAGUUCAAUGUCGUCACUUGCACAUUAUCUGUCCUGGAAUUAUUAUUAAGAAAUGUUUUUUUACUUCUAUCAGGCACCAAAUCUAUAUAGUACAAAACGAGGUCAAGAUGUGUUCGUGAAGCUGCUGUUUGUAUAUAAUGAAUAAGAGAUACACAGCUGCGAAGAUAUAUCCAAGGCACUGUAUCACGUAACGUACUGUUACACGCUUGAGCUUAGGCUCCGUCAAAGCACCGAUUACGAGUGAAGUGACACACUGCCGUUUCAAAUACUAAUUCUCCGUGUUCCCUAUAUAUAUCUAAUACUGCGCGUAAUUAUAGCACAGUAGCCGCUAACCAUCACGUAACGCUUUUUCAUCUGACUAGUCACUAGUCCUUGAGCUGUGCCACGACUUCUAAGUUCGUUUUGACAGCUAUACCAUUUCACAAAGAUCAUCGUCACUAUACUUGAAAGGCAGACGACCAACUAUACAAAUAUACGAAGAGAACACGCUUCGCUGCAUUUCAUGGCUCUAAGCACAUAUGACGACUCCAUUUUUUUCUCGUAUGCAUGCAUGUGUGAGUGAUAAGCGUCAAACGCCGUCACUGAAAGACUUCGUCAUCCCCGUACCUUUGUGAGUGAAAAAGUGAAUGCGUGAAAAGUGAAGUGAAUCCGACGCAGGCGUGCAAAGUGUCCACAUACCGACGCAACCGGCUUUCGUACGCAUCUCAAAUGCCUGUAGGAAAACAUCACGACGCGUAUGGAUUGCUCCGGGCAAGCACGCCACUUGUUGACUCGAGUGUCUAGACUCCCGUCUCAAAACACCGAGUGAUUGAAGACGCGCUAUGGCAGCGGACAUGUCGUCUUACCCUAGACGCAGCUAUCGAAGAAGCGGUCCUUUAGAUUCGCACAAGCCUCUCUAGGUGUUCCGAGGACUGUACUUAAAUUCUAUCGGGAAGAUCGAGAGCCGUUCUUCUAGAGUGUCUGGCAACAUUGCUUUGAUGGGAACAAAGACGGCAGGAAGCAUGGCCAGCGCAUCUUCGACAGCGUUCAAGCCCGUCGUUUCUCCGGACGCGAGAACGACUGCGUGCCCUGUGAAGUCCGCGCUUUCCGACGAGAUUAAGGUGGAAACUGAGUCUGACGGUGAAGGGAGAGGUGGCGGAAGAGAAUGCGCGACACCGGAGGGUGAUGGCAAAACCCAGCAUCGUCAUCAGCAGGGAAGAUCGGACAGCUUCGGACGUCCCGAGAGACCAUCGUUGCGGUCCGAUCCACCGCGGCAGCUGAGCAGCGCCGAGCAGCGCAUCGCGGCCACGAUCCGGCAGCACUACUACCCCGAGGGAGGCUGGGGUUGGGUGGUGUGCGUCUGCGUGUGCCUCGUCAACGCCCUCAGCUGGGGGAUGCAGCUCAACUACGGAGUCAUGCACGCUGCGGCCAUCCAGCAGUUUGGCGAGGAGCACGCCGGCGAGGCCCCAUGGCUGGGCUCUGCGUCACUAGCCUCUUCGCUGUUCGUGUCUCCAGUGGUCGUGGCCUGGUGUCGACGCAAGAGCGUCCGCCUCACGGCAGUCUUGGGCGGCCUGGUGGCGGCAUUGGGCUGCCUAUUCUCAUCGUUCGCAUCGCAGUUGCACCAAGGCCUGUUCAGCCAGGGCCUGGUGCUGGGCUUGGGCCUGGGCAUGGCACGAGACGCCGGGAGCCUGGUGCUCGGUCAAUACUUCAAGCGACGCCGCCACUGCGCUGAGGUGGUCGCAUGUGCUGGUUCCGGACUGGGCACGGCGGCCAUGGCAGCGUUUUUUCACUCGGUGCUCGGGUCCCUGGGCUGGCGCCAUGGCCUUCAGGCCGCAACGGGCCUGGUGUCCCUGAAUUUCGUGCUCGGUGCCUUCUACCGGUCGGCGUCUCUGUACCACCCGCAACGUCGCGCCAUCCUGCACCUCAAGAACCAGCGGCGCAAGAUCAAGGAGAAGAGACCGCGCACCGAGAAGCCGCCCUUCUUCGAUUUCGCCGCGCUCCGUACGCGCACGCUGAGAGUCGUCAUGGUAACCGCAGCUCUCGCAGCAGCUGGACUCUACACCCCCUUCUUCUGCCUCGUACCAUUGAGCGCAGCCGAGGGCGUCCAAGGAGCGUGGGUGCUGCAGGCCCUCCUCGGUCUCGCAACUGCGGGCGGAACUGGCGUCGCUGGAUUGCUGCUGUUGCGGCGUCCGACGGAGUGCGCGCUCAGCCGUCGUUGCCUGUGCCAGCUGUCCCUGCUGGGCGCCGGCCUGGCCAUGCUGGCACUCGGAGCGCUGAACGGUUUCGCCGGCUACGCGCUGUUCGCGGCCGUGUACGGUGCCAGCGCCGGCGGAGUGGCCUACGCGCUGCGCAUGCUCGUCUUCGAGCGGCUGAGGGCCAGGCACUUUGGCCGCGCCUGGGGUUUCGUCCAGUGGGCGCAGUGCCUGCCGGUUUUAGUAGGAGUGCCCGUUACAGGUUACAUCAGCAAGUCGCAGGAGGACCCCAAGGCGGGCUUCUACUUCUCGGCCGCGUGCACUUUCGCGGGCGCCACGAGCCUCUUCUUCCUGCCAGAGGCCGCCAGAGUCGAGUCGCUGCUGUGCCACCACGUUGCGCAGCAUCAGCAGCGCCAACGUCAGGACAGCAGCCACUCGCACGACACGUCAUGCUGUGGCGAGCGCCAGUGCGUCCGGCCUGUUCACCACUGCCACCACCAUCACCCGAGCGUUGGCGGCGAGAGCCCGAACAAGGGCAGCUUCGAGGGCCCCAGCCCCACGGAAGCCGGUGACGUCGUGGUAGCCAACAACACCCCGUGCACUUGCCGUAGGUCGUUGCUGUGCUACCAGAGGACUAUGUCGUGGGCCACGUCUGUGGACUUACUCGACCAGCCGGCGCUUGCGGGACUCGCGCUGGAUGCAGAGUGCGUGGAAGACGAAGUGGGCGACGUCGUGGCUGGACCUCAGCUUUCGGAACGCGUCGUUGACGAGAGGAUCGUCGCGGAGAUCGGCGGGUGCGCUGCGUGCGGUGUGGCGACGGCAGGACCGCUGUGUGAGUGCGUGCAUACCAGAGACCGAACUGUGGUGGUGUCGCCCAAGAAGAUGCACGUACCGCGCUGCUCGCACGAGCCACUUAUCUUCCGGUCGACUAUGGCGCCUAUUGAGGAAGUGACCAGUACGGUAUAAUGGCUGUGUGCUUGUGUGAGCGCGUGGCUGGCUUGCGCUUGUGGACAGUCAAACAAACAAGCGCACUUGUGAGACUCCGGCUUCUACUAUACGCCACCUCUAUUUCGAUGGAGAGACGAAUCAUCGGCGGAAUUUAGCCUUGGAAUGGUGUCGAAUCAUCCUUUGAUGAUCUGUCUGCGAGCUCAUCAGGACGGCCCUUUACAUAAUCUGCGAUGGCCUCACGCGAAGUUAACGCGCUCAAUUACACUGCUCAUACUGCAUAUUUGUUCUGUGAUUUCUUUUUGUGCUACAGCAAGGCCGUAGCGAAGUCGAAAGACGAGGAUGUAAAUUACCACUGCCGUCGUUUGCUUUCCGCUCAGCCAGGCGCUAAGCCAAAUGUUGUUAUCGCUAUGUACAGUACCUGUACUUUUUCAUAUUUCCUGCCACUUCGAUUCAUAAUUGAAGUGACAAUAGUUAGACGUCACGACCUCCUUCUUGACAUUGUGGAACGAAUAAAGAUUGUGUCUCGCCUGGCGAUGACCUAAUGAUUUUUACUUGUCUGCCUAGCAUUUUUGUUUGAUCAGCCCCUGAGUAGCCAGCAAUUCGUUUGUAAACUCGCAAAGAGGUAGUAAACAACGGCAUGUACGGUGAAGACGAUGUUGCCAUGGCGACGAUGACAACGACGAUGACUGCGGCAUGGUGACGUCGAAACUGGCAAGGCGACGACGAUGGCAUGAAUCUCGAUGUCGAUGCCCUGGAAACCAAGAAGACACAGACAGCUACUCACAAAGUGCAAAGAUUGCUUCGCUCCUUAGGGGCUUCUGUUAACCGGCAGCAAGCAACCGCUAGUUUAGUUAUCGAAUUCCGUUCCGCCCUUGCCGCGAACGGCUGUUUAAACAAAAUAUAAAUGAUAAAAUUAUAUAAACUAAAAUGUGUUAAGUGUGCUUGCUGUGGCAGUGUUUUUAUAACUGAUACAAUAAUAAACUAAAACAACUUUUGUUGCGCGGAAGAAACGAAAAUGCUUUCCCUUUCCCUCAACUGAGUUUUAUCGUCGAUUUCGUGUGAGGCGGCGACGGCUGAUGAAGGCUCAGCGCUUCUGGCUCAGCCAUUCAUGCAUGUUGUGCGUGUUCCUGAGUGUUGUGCGCAUUUUCCUUGGUUUUAGCGACAAUUUCUGCUUUCACUAGAAAACCGACCAUGCGAAACUUCAGAACCAUCCGUUUUUACGGGGUGUCACGAAACGAGUGCGGUAGAGGAGCUCGGAUCAAGCGACGAGACGGCUGUGUCGUGGCACCAUUACACUUGCGUGGCUCUGUGGUGUACUCCAGGUUCUUUCUAUUCCCCGAAGACGUCAGGUAAGCCAUAUCUUGUUCCGCAAG
Messenger RNA from Dermacentor silvarum, 6412 nucleotides. RefSeq names its product monocarboxylate transporter 8. The record is from RefSeq and is a predicted model, not a curated record. Gene Ontology annotation, molecular function: monocarboxylic acid transmembrane transporter activity. The coding region runs from base 2898 to 5057 and encodes 719 amino acids. NCBI's taxonomy places the organism in Eukaryota, Metazoa, Arthropoda, Arachnida, Ixodida, Ixodidae. Gene Ontology annotation, biological process: transmembrane transport. The transcript is spliced from 5 exons.